UACACUCGUUUUCUAUAUUUGCGUUGCAUGAUCAUGAAUUCCUCCUCCAUUUAUAUUCUUGUCUUUGUCCAGCUUUGGUUGUUGAGCUUACCAUGCAGAGAGAGUGUGUGCAUCCCAAGUGAGCGUGAGACACUUUUGAAGUUUAAGAAUAAUCUGAAUGAUCCUUCAAAUAGGCUUUGGUCUUGGAAUCAUAAUCAUACCAACUGUUGCCACUGGUAUGGAGUCCUCUGCCACAACCUCACUUCCCAUCUUCUUCAGCUUCACCUCAACACUACGUUUUCUGCUUUCGAAUUUGACUAUGAUUACCACUAUCGCUUCGAUGAGGAAGCUUAUAGGAGAAGGAGCUUUGGUGGAGAGAUAAGUCCUUGUUUGGCUGAUUUAAAGCAUUUGAAUUACUUGGACUUGAGCGGCAAUUAUUUCCUUGGAAAAGGUAUGUCAAUUCCUUCUUUCCUUGGGACAAUGACUUCCUUGACUCACCUCAACCUCUCUCAUACUGGAUUCAAUGGGAAGAUUCCUCCUCAGAUUGGGAAUUUCUCUAAGCUUCGAUAUCUUGACUUGAGCUACAAUUAUUUCCUUGGAGAAGGUAUGGCAAUUCCUUCUUUCCUUUGUGCAAUGACCUCCUUGACUCACCUCGACCUCUCUUAUACUCUAUUCCAUGGGAAGAUUCCAUCUCAGAUUGGGAAUCUCUCCAAUUUGGUCUACCUUGACCUCGGAGGUUAUUCUGAUCUGUUAGCUGAAAAUGUAGAAUGGGUAUCAAGUAUGUGGAAGCUUGAAUAUCUUGAUUUGAGUUAUGCAAACCUAUCCAAAGCAUUUCAUUGGCUACACACUCUCCAAUCUCUUCCUUCUUUGACCCACCUAUAUUUGUAUGAAUGCACACUCCCUCACUAUAAUGAACCAUCCCUGCUCAACUUCUCAUCUCUGCAAACUCUCAUUCUUUACAAUACUAGUUAUUCCCCUGCCAUUUCUUUUGUCCCCAAGUGGAUAUUCAAAUUGGAGAAACUUGUUUCUCUUGAAUUAUCAGGUAAUUAUGAAAUCCAAGGUCCGAUUCCUGGUGGUAUUCGAAACCUCACACUUCUUCAAAAUCUUGACUUGUCUUUCAAUUCAUUCUCAUCUUCUAUACCUGAUUGCUUAGACGGUCUUCGUCGUCUCAAGUUCCUGAACCUCAAGGGCAACAAAUUGCAUGGGACUAUUUCUGAUGCCCUGGGAAAUUUGACUUCUCUUGUUGAACUUGAUUUAUCACGUAAUCAACUUGAAGGAACAAUUCCGACUUUUUUGGGUAAUCUCCGCAACUUAAGGGAGAUAAAUUUAAAAUAUCUCUAUCUCUCUUUUAAUAAAUUCAGUGGAAAUCCAUUUGAAAGUCUUGGAUCACUCUCUAAAUUGUCAUAUCUUUAUAUUGAUGGCAAUAAUUUUCAAGGAGUUGUCAAGGAAGAUGAUCUUGCAAAUCUUACAAGCUUGGAGCAGUUUAGUGCAUCAGGAAACAAUUUCACUUUAAAAGUGGGUCCCAAUUGGAUUCCUAAUUUUCAACUUACCUUUUUGGAAGUGACAUCAUGGCAGUUAGGUCCCAGCUUUCCAUCGUGGAUUCAGUCACAAAACAAACUUGAAUAUGUUGGACUGUCUAACACGGGGAUUAUUGAUUCUAUUCCCACACAGAUGUGCGAGGCACUUUCUCAGGUUUUGUAUUUAAACCUCUCUCAUAAUCAUAUCCAUGGUGAGAUUGGGACUACAUUAAAGAAUCCAAUAUCUAUCCAAACUAUUGAUCUAAGCUCAAAUCACUUGUGUGGUAAAUUACCCUAUCUUUCAAGAGAUGUGAUUCAGUUAGAUCUUUCGAGCAAUUCAUUCUCUGAAUCCAUGAAUGAUUUUUUAUGUAACGAUCAGGAAGAGCCAAUGCAAUUAGAAUUUCUGAAUCUUGCAUCGAAUAAUUUGUCAGGAGAGAUACCUGAUUGCUGGAUGAAUUGGACAUUUCUUGUGGAUGUAAAUUUACAAAGCAACCAUUUUGUUGGGAACUUACCGUCAUCCAUGGGUUCCUUGUCUGAGCUGCAGUCUUUACAAAUUCGUAACAACACACUCUCAGGAAUAUUUCCUACCAGUUUGAAGAAGACUAACCAAUUGAAAUCCUUGGAUCUUGGAGAAAAUAAUCUUUCAGGAAGUAUUCCACCAUGGGUGGGAGAAAAGCUCUCAAAUAUGAAAAUCCUCCGCCUUCGAUCAAACAGUUUUUCCGGUCACAUUCCAAAUGAAAUAUGCCAGAUGAGUCAUCUUCAAGUUUUAGACCUUGCAAAAAACAAUUUGUCUGGCAAUAUACCGAGCUGUUUCAAUAACUUGAGUGCCAUGACACUAGUGAACCGAAGUACAGAUCCCAGAAUCUAUUCUUCAGCACUGAAUUAUACAAUAUACUCUUCCAAUUCUGAUAUAGUUAGUGUGCUACUAUGGCUGAAAGGAAGAGGAGAUGAGUACAAAAACAUUCUGGGUUUGGUAACAAGCAUUGAUCUGUCAAGUAACAAAUUAUUAGGAGAAAUACCUAGAGAAAUCACAGAUAUAAAUGGAUUGAACUUUUUGAACUUGUCCCACAACCAAUUGAUUGGUCCUAUUCCAGAAGGUAUUGGUAAUAUGGGAUCGUUACAGUCCAUUGAUUUUUCGAGGAAUCAACUUUCUGGUGAAAUCCCUCCAACCAUUGCAAAUUUGAGCUUUCUGAGCAUGCUAGACUUGUCUUACAAUCAUUUGAAGGGAAAUAUUCCAACAGGAACUCAAUUGCAAACCUUUGAUGCCUCCAGCUUUAUUGGCAACAAUCUAUGUGGUCCACCACUGCCCAUAAACUGCAGCUCCAAUGGGAAAACUCAUAGUUAUGAAGGAAGUGAUGGGCAUGGAGUGAAUUGGUUUUUUGUCAGUAUGACAAUUGGAUUUGUUGCGGGAUUCUGGAUAGUGAUUGCUCCUUUACUUAUUUGUAGAUCAUGGAGGUAUGCCUAUUUUCAUUUCCUUGAUCACGUGUGGUUCAAACUUCAAUCUUUUUGCUCAUGUAGUAUCAGUGUUUAGUGUUGCUUAGAAUACACCGAUGUUUUAUCAUUGUAUUGGCAGGUUGAUCAAUUUGUAGUCAUUGCUAUCUUUUUUUUUUUCAGAGUUUAGAGCCUUAUGUAAAUUCUGUUUUGGGAUGUAAAGAUUUGCAUAUUGAGCAUAUUAUUACA
Molecule: messenger RNA, 3176 nt
Organism: Glycine soja
Lineage: Eukaryota; Viridiplantae; Streptophyta; Magnoliopsida; Fabales; Fabaceae
Product: receptor-like protein EIX1
Exons: 1
Coding region: 28-3027 (999 amino acids)
Molecular function (GO): protein binding
Source: RefSeq, a predicted model, not a curated record